This is a messenger RNA of Triticum dicoccoides, 758 nucleotides long. RefSeq names its product iron-sulfur cluster assembly protein 1-like. Gene Ontology annotation, molecular function: iron-sulfur cluster binding; iron ion binding. The transcript is spliced from 3 exons. Gene Ontology annotation, biological process: iron-sulfur cluster assembly. The record is from RefSeq and is a predicted model, not a curated record. Lineage: Eukaryota; Viridiplantae; Streptophyta; Magnoliopsida; Poales; Poaceae. Bases 16 to 522 code for a protein of 168 amino acids.
CCACCGACGAUCACGAUGAUGCUGCGCGCGGCGGGGAGGAGGCUGAUCGGCGCGGCGGGGGCGCUCGCCGGUGACUCCUCCACCGGCGCGGCGGCGCUGGGGGCGGUGGCGGCGAGGAGGGGGUACCACGAGCGGGUGGUGGACCACUACAGCAACCCGCGCAACGUGGGGGCGUUCGACAAGGACGACGCCGACGUCGGCACCGGCCUCGUCGGCGCGCCGGCCUGCGGGGACGUCAUGAAGAUGCAGAUCCGCGUCGACCAAGCCUCCGGCAGGAUCGUCGACGCCUGCUUCAAGACCUUCGGCUGCGGCUCCGCCAUCGCAUCCUCCUCCGUCGCCACUGAGUGGGUGAAGGGAAAGCAGAUGGAGGAAGUGGUAGCGAUCAAGAACACAGAGAUCGCCAAGCAUCUGUCGCUGCCACCGGUGAAGCUCCACUGCAGCAUGCUCGCCGAGGACGCCAUCAAGGCCGCAGUGAAGGACUACGAGGCAAAGAAGACGAAGGCGGCCGAGGCAGACGAGUAGUUCGUCAGACGCAUAGGAAGUGACACAUCAUGUACAUAUACUGCAUAAUAAAGGGAGAGUGAUGGUAAUGAUGAUGUUUGUAGUAUUGAAAAAACUGAUGUGAGCAAUAAGCAUUGUGUCGCGUUUGGCUAGGCAUAUUCUGUCCUAUCUCCCUUUGUGUGUGUUCGCUCCGAACUACUGGCUUUUGGGGCAGAAGUAAAAUGCAGAAAUUAAGAGGAGGCGAGACUUUGGCAGAA